This is a messenger RNA of Eleginops maclovinus (Patagonian blennie), 1439 nucleotides long. RefSeq names its product cytokine-dependent hematopoietic cell linker. The record is from RefSeq and is a predicted model, not a curated record. Gene Ontology annotation, biological process: intracellular signal transduction; cell surface receptor protein tyrosine kinase signaling pathway. The transcript is spliced from 16 exons. Bases 219 to 1286 code for a protein of 355 amino acids. Lineage: Eukaryota; Metazoa; Chordata; Actinopteri; Perciformes; Eleginopidae.
CUCGACGUGAAGCAGCCCAGGUGUUCUUGUUGUUUGUACGAGAGGAAAUAAAAACUGCCGACUGUCUAUUUCUGUAAUCAAAUACACUUCAACAAAGAGGGAUAUAUUGCAGGAUACCCACUGAGGCAGGUGUGCUUGUUUUAAAAGUUUUCGGUUAAGUUGCAGCCCCUCGUUAGCUUCAGAUAGAGAGAGGGACCAGCAAUGACUCUGCUGUGAUAAUGGAUCGAAACAGGAAAGGCAACAACAGAAAUCAAAGGUCAAAGAUCGAAGGAAGUUACCAGAACAGCAUUUUUGAGCACGAGUACGACGUGGUGGAUGACCAUGCGGAUUUGUUGAAUGUGCGCAUAUUUCCCGCAAGACCCAUUGACGCUGAGAGAGAGUAUGCAGACAGGGAUCUUCUAAGGUCAACAUCGGACCAGAGUCUUUCAUCCCUCUCAAGUGGUAAUCCUAACAGCUUCCCAAGAGACAUCUCCCUAACUUCAGGGCCUGUUGUGAAUAGAGACUUGAAGCCAGGCAGAAGAAAACAAGUUAAGAAGUUACCGCCUGUGCAGCCAGAAGUCCAGCACUCACACAGGCGCUCUCCUUCGCCUCCAGCGGUGACCUCAGAGUUAGUGAGUCACUUGCCAAGGUUGACUGUACAAGAUACCAGCUGCAGAGAGCGACAAAGAUCAACUAAAAGGGCAGAAUUCCGUUCACGUGGUAAAGGUCCACAGUGUGCUGAGCAUGUUUCAGACUUUCAUGCCAAUCAAAGACAUUCUCUGGAUUUGGAAACUCAUGAUCUAGAAACAAGGUCACAACUAAGUAUAGAAAGGGUGCCAUCGAAAUGUCUUCACCAUGAGUGGCCUCAAACUAAAGAAGACUUUGACCAACAUGACUUUGUUCCCAUGGAAAAGCCUCAACAGACCUGUGAAGAAGACUGGUAUGUUGGGACUUGUACUCGAGCAGAUGCUGAGCACGUCUUACACCUGGUGAACAAGGACGGGGCCUAUUUGGUACGAGACUGCUCCAUCAACACCAACAGUGAGCCCUUGGUUUUGGCUGUGUAUCACCACAAGAAGGUUUAUAAUGUAAAGAUCCGGUUUAUAGAGAGCACCAGCAAGUAUGUGCUGGGAACAGGACAUCGAUCAAAUGAUAUGUUUGAGUCGGUGGGAGACAUCAUCAAGUUUCACUCCAUAUUCCCAGUAAUACUCAUCAGCGGGAGAAAUAUGCCCAGAAACACAUGUCCAGAAAACUGUGUGUUGACGUGUCCAGUAACCAGGAGUGAUGUUGACCAGCUGCUGCAAUAACACAUGAAGGUUUCCUGCAAUAAUAGUCCGGUCAAUCCCAUCUGGUGGUAACCCAUAACAUCCACUGCAGUUCAUCCUGAGCAUGUUAGCAAAAAGUUGACAGUGUAUAGAAAUUUUGAAAGAUGUGUCAAUUAAAGACAAUGUUUUAUCUAA